Messenger RNA from Psylliodes chrysocephalus, 5270 nucleotides. Lineage: Eukaryota; Metazoa; Arthropoda; Insecta; Coleoptera; Chrysomelidae. The record is from the annotation of a GenBank genome assembly.
CUUGUUAAGAAGUUCAUCAUUAUGAAUUUUUAUUGUUUAAACACGCGAUUCAAAUAGACAAUUUAGUGAUAAAAAUAAUUGUGAAUUAUUCAGACACUACUUUUGUGUGCAACAAUUUAUUGAAUAUGGAGUAUUAAAGGAUCUUUAGAAAACAAAUGCCAGUCCCGAAUUAUCCAACGAGGACUCUUCCUCAGUGAGUUGAGAGUCAAGAAUGCGUAACUUGUAUCCAGCAGCUAUUUUUGUGGAAUUUCUUGCAAUAUGUUUGAUGACAAAUGACGCUAUAGAUUCAUCACAAUGUAUAGCACCCUUAGGAAUGGAAAAUGGAGCUAUUAAAGAUAUUGAUAUCACGGCUAGUUCUUCAUUUGAUAGUGGCAACGUGGGACCAAAAAAUGGAAGAAUUAGAACGGAUAAGAAUGGCGGUGCUUGGUGUCCCUUAAAGCAAGCAACGACUGAACCUGAAGAGUGGAUUCAAUUGGAAUUGCACGUAGUUUAUAUGAUAACUGCCACCGAAACACAAGGUCGUUUUGGGAACGGUCAAGGAAUAGAAUACGCUGAAGCUUACAUGGUGGAAUACUGGAGACCCAAAUUACAAAAAUGGAUUCGAUACCAUAACAGCAAAGGCGAAGAAGUGAUUCCUGGUAAUGUAAAUCCAUAUCUAGAAGCAAAACGCGAAUUAGAUCCACCCAUAUGGGCUAGCAAAUUUCGCUUCUAUCCAUACAGCUACCAUAAACGAACAGUAUGCAUGAGAGUAGAACUUUACGGUUGCCAGUGGCAUGACGGAAUAAUUAGUUACGCAAUGCCGCAGGGAGAUAAGAGAGGAAAUAAUUGGGAAUUUUUUGAUCUAAGAUACGAUGGUGAUUGGAACAGCAACGAACUGAAAGACGGUCUAGGUCAACUUACCGAUGGAAGAUUUGGUCACGAUGAUUUUAAAACGGAUUUUUAUGAAGGACAAACCUGGGUAGGAUGGAAAAAUGAAACGAGGCACAAUAAACCCAUUGAAAUAAUAGUAGAAUUUGAUAAAAUUCGUGAAUUUUCAGCUGUUCAUAUUUAUUGUAAUAAUCAAUUUACGAAAGAAAUACAGGUAUUCUCGAUGGCCAAAGUAUUUUUUAGUAUAGGAGGAAAGUAUUUUAACAAAGCUGAACCCAUUAUUUACGAAUACAUCGAAGAUAGAAUAUUUGAGAACGCUAGAAACAUAUCUAUUAAACUGCACCACAGUGUCGGACAGUUCGUUAAACUUCAAUUGUUUUUCGCAUCCAAGUGGAUUUUAAUUAGUGAAGUUUCCUUUGAUUCAUUAGUAACCCACGGUAACUUUAGUACCGAAUUAAACCCGAGUACCGCAGCACCCGAGAUACCUGUAACAAAACAAGAAACGACUAACCAUAAAAUUGAAAUUCCCGUAACCAAUGAUGUAGCCAGUGAAACUGAUAUCGCAGUUAUUAUAUUGAUAGGCUUAAUUCUGUCAAUACUUUUUGGAAUAAUUAUAGCUCUUACUUAUAAGUUUAAAAACAGAAAAUUUUUUCGAAGUUCCAAUACUUCGAAUAUUGAUUUUUCAAGCAACGUGUUACCUCAUCUUCAACCAGAAUCUGUAUAUGGAAUAAAUGAGAAGGGUGGCUCCAUCGAAGCAUAUGGAGUUACAGACAUAGACACCUUCAGAUUAAAUCACGGAACAACGAAGUCAAGUUUGAGGUCUACUUUGCCUUUGCCUUAUCCUGGUAACGUGUCCGAAAAUAACGAAUAUCAGGAACCAUAUCAAGCAAUGAAGUUCGCACCUUAUUAUAGUUAUAGUCCAGUUAUAAUGGAAAUGCAAAAUUCUCUAUCAACACUUGCAGAUUCUGAGCAAAUAACGUUACCAGUUUCCAGAAACCGGUUAAACAGUGUUUCACCAAAAAAAUCCAGGAUUUCAACGAAUACAGACGAGGAGACAAUACAAAGUCCGUUACAAGAAAGCAUCACCGCUUUGAAGAAACGAUUGGAUGGGACGCCCAUGAUGGAAUUUCCAAGACAUCGUCUAAGAAUGUUAUCGAAAUUAUCUGAAGGAGCUUUUGGAACGGUCUAUAUAGCGGAAGCGGAUGGAAUAAAUGAGUUUUCAUCUACCUUAUCUACUGAAACAAGACUGGUGGCGAUUAAGUUCUUAAGCGAUUCUGCUUCAGAUAAAGAAAGGAAAGACUUCUACCGUGACGUUCGAAUAUUAGCCGCGCUAGAAGAUCCAAACAUAGCACGAGUCCUCGGUAUCUGCAGCAAAGACGAACCCCUGUGCGUCGUUAUGGAAUAUCUCGAUCAUGGAGAUUUAUGCCAAUUUUUGAAAACCCACGUUGCAGCAUCUAAUACGUCGACACUACCUUACGGUUUAAAAAUGCUGUCGUUUGAUCAUCUACUACAUAUGGGCGUGCAAAUUGCCUCUGGAAUGCAUUAUUUGGAAUGUUUAAAUUUCGUGCAUAGAGACUUAUCAACGCGAAAUUGUUUAAUAGGUAAAUCUUACCAGAUUAAAAUAUGUGAUUUCGGAACAUACAACGAACUUUACGUUGGUGAUUAUUAUAAAGUUGAUGGUAAUACUCCAUUGCCGAUAAGGUGGAUGGCUUGGGAGAGCGUCUAUCAAACAAGGUAUACAACGAAAACGGACGUUUGGGGCUUCGCUGUGACGUUAUGGGAAAUUUUAACGCUCUGUCAUCGACAACCAUUCGACUUCCUUACCGAUCCGGAAGUAAUGGAAAAUUUGGCGCAUUUACACUGUGAUGAUGGGCAAUUCAAAUACCUACCUCGUCCUACGAAUCACAAGGACAUUUACGAUUUAAUGUUAGAAUGUUGGAAGAAAAAGGACACCGAACGGCCUACCUUUAGAGAGAUCCACUUAUUCUUGCAGAGAAAAAAUUUGGGAUUCACUCCUACAUAGUAUUUAGGAAGACUGGUUAGUUUAAAAAAGGGAACAAUGUUGUAAAUAUAACACAGGGUGAUACUAUACUUUAUUAUUAAUAGAUACCUAUACGUUCAUUCUUUGUUUCAAGAACAAGUGGAAAUUAUUCUAGAAGAUGUAGAAAUAAUUUGGUUUUGUUGAAAUUUAGGAACAAUAGUGUAUACAAAUUGAAAUUGGGCUUUGAGUGGGCACAACAGUAACGAGGCAACAAGUGACAUCUGACAAUAGACAUAAAUAGACUGACACAGGACAAUGACAAGUAGAUUGAAGCGUUCAAGAAUGUUUUUAGGGUCAAGUCUGUAACAAGUAGACCUAUUUCGACAUUUGACAAUUGACAUAAGACAUAAACAGACUGACACAAGACAAUGACAAGUAGAUUGAAUCGUUUAAGAAUGUUUUUAGUGUCAACUAGAUCAAAAACAGAAAUAUAUUAAUACAAGCUCUGUUCCAGUACACGUAAAAACCAUAAUUAUGAUUGGUACGAUAAUAUUACGGUUUCCGCGCGUAUAUCUAACUGAUCUAACCUAACUAAUUUUUAUUUUUACAUUGUUUGUUUCUAAAUUUCUUCAAAUUACUAUUUUUUAGCAUUUAAGUCGCAUAAAAUUUAAGUUAUAUAGUAGAGACAAUACUUCUAUAAAUAGAUAUACCUAAACGGCUUAAUAAUUUUACCUAUAGGCCAAAAGUUGAUAGUUUUCGUAUGAACACAAUCAGUCGGUAAGUUUGUAAAUGUAAUAUAAAAAUUUAAUAAUUAGUAUUAGUUAGUAACCCCGAAAAUUUACUAUGUACAAUUUCUUUCUGAGAUUUCCAAAAUUAUUUAAUCAAAUAUAUCAGUUUAAAAAUAUAAAACUAGAGUAUAAAGUAUUUAAUAUUAGUAGAUGAUAUAUGCCGGUACGUGUCCUCAUAUAUAUGUAUAUUUAUAUCCUGCUAUCAAUCGGACGUCACUUUCAUCCCCAAGCAUUGGGAGUCCAAUUUAAAACGGCGCAUUUAUUUAAAUUUAGGACAGUAUAUGGAUUUUACAUUAUGUAGUUCAUUGAAUUAACAAUAAAAUUAAUUUUUAAAUGCCGAGUCACAUUUUACAAUACGAAACAGUUCUUUAUUUCGUUAAAGGGCGUUAAAAUGAAAAGUAUCCCGUUAGAGGGCGUUAAAUUUAAAAAAAAACGACAUAUUAUUGAAAUAUUAAGGAUACUAUAGAAAGGUGUCCCCCUUGAAAUAAAACUCGAUCUAUUUUUGCAUUUCUUUAAAAUAAAUCAAGAUAUUCUGAGAUACGAUCAGUGCUACUUGUAAUGAGUCACCCUGUAUAUAAAAUCACAAGAAAUCGUUUAGCCUCAAAAUAUCAGAAAGUUUAAUUUUGGAGCAUUUUAACGUACCAAAAAUAUUUUAAAAAAUAGAUUUUUUUGACUCAAUUUUUCCUAUCAGAUUUUAAAAGGUUUUUUCUUUACUGGCCUGCUGUUAUUUUAUACAAUCGCUUCCCCUUCCAAAAAUGUCACCGCACGCCACUGGUUGUAUGCCUAACACGAAAAAAUAAGCUCUGUGUGUGUAUAUAUACUGAGUGUUUUUAUAACAGGCAUAUUUUUUUGGAAAACGAGUAGGAACAACCAAAAAAUAAGGAGAAGCACCGGCAUAUAUCUAAAAUAAUCAUGGACCGUAAAAAACGCAAUUGUAAAAAAAUAUUUCCAAUACAUUUUUUAUCAAUUUCUUCCCGUUUAUGAGACGAUAAUAUCUUGCCAGUGUCUGGCAGUAAACAGUAGAGAGUUAAAAAAAUGUCAUUAAAAAAAUAUCUGAGUAGAAAUUAUAUUUCUACAAACUUAUCGACUAAGGACUUAAUUUUAACGAUUAAUGUGAUCCAAGAAUUUUAUUUAAUUCUUUAUACUUAUAUAUAAGAAUCACAAUAAUUUGUAAACUGAAUUUAAAAUAAAUUGUUAAUGUAUUAUUUAUUAUUAGCUGUUUUUCUACUCUUUUUUAUUAUGAUUGUUGAGCAAUAUUUUAAAUUCAGUUUUAUUUUAUGAUGGAAACGCUAGAUGUUUUUAAAAUAAUAUAAGUGAAGUAGGUGCUAAAUUAAAUGUCAGUAGUGCAAUAAUAUCUAAACCUUUCAUUUUUUUAAAAAAUCUUCGCACUCUUUGGAAAAAACAUUUAUAUACUGAUAUAUAAUUUAACAGCCAGUAUUACUUAAAUUUAUUUGUUUACGUCAACUGUACGUGAUGAAGGGAUUCUAAUUCCACAUCGAAAAUAUUUAACAUUUAAUUUAGUUAAUUAUUGUGAUAUUUUGGCUUUGUAUUUACAUCCAUCCUUAUUUUUAAGUCAAUUAUUUGUUAUUAUCUUUUUUUAUUUGAUUUCAUUUCUAUUUUAUUUACAUUUUUGU